AUGACCCGAGUGACAGCCUUUGGGUUCCCCAAGAAGGGCAAUACCGCCUCGACCUGGGAAGAACUUACCGGGAACGCCUCUUCCUCGACAGGAAACGAGGCUGCCAAGGCGGAAUCCUCAGAGAUGGCUGUUCAACGUGAAGCUGGGGCAGGGUCUGGGGAUAAAAAGAGGAAGAGGAGGGAGGACAAGGUGGAGGAAGGGAGUGGGAGGACGGGUGGAUGGGGGAAGAACGACGAUAUCAAACGCAAGGCUGAACGAACCGAACAACGUCGAGUAGGCCGGAUCGAGAACAAGAACUCGUCGACAAUCUGUUUCGCAUGUCGUCAAAAGGGUCAUGCGGCCAGGGAAUGUCCGAACGUCCUGUUGGCCGCACAGACACCCGAUGCUGAGGGUGCAGGGAUGGAAGGGUCGGGAGCGGGACCGAAGAAGGGGAUGAAGAGGGGCAAGGGACAGAUGGGGAGCGAUGUGACGGGUGCCGGGGGGAGAUGCUAUCGGUGCGACUCGACACAACACCCCUUGUCGAAGUGUCCUAAACCCGCAUCAGUUGGCCUACCCUUCGCCUCAUGCUUCAUCUGCCUGCAAAAGGGUCACCUCGCUUCCAAAUGCCCGCAGAACGACCGAGGCGUCUAUCCAAACGGCGGGAGCUGUAAAGUCUGUGGCAAGGUGGAUCAUCGCGCCAGCGACUGCCCUGACGACAAGCGGGGCAAGAAGCCCGCCGAGGGAGACGAAGGCGGCGAUUAUCACCAAGAGCUCAAAGCCUUGGGUGAUGAGAACGGCGUCGUUUUCGGGAUCGGGAGCGGAGCUGGGGCGGACGAAGACGAUUUCAUGGUCGUCAAGCGGAAACGUGUCGAGCUAGAGAAGAAGGUGGCCGAACAGCGUGUCGUCGAAAAGGCGCAAAAGUUGGCCAAGAAGAUCAAGGAGAAGAGGAAUUUCGAACGGCAGACCAGGGAGAUUGCGGGAGAGACGGGCGGGAUGACGGGCAAUUCGGAGAUGGAGGCGAACAAGGAUCUGCCGGCUAGAGCCAAGGUCGCCCCACCAGUGGAAAUCUCAAAGCCCGCUCUGGCAGCUACGGAUCAGACGCCAGUCAAGCAGGCUGCACCUAGACGACCAGUGGCAGCUAGAGUCCCGCCCAAGAAGCCCAAGGUGGUCACUUUCUAG
This is a messenger RNA of Filobasidium floriforme, 1158 nucleotides long. RefSeq lists its product as uncharacterized. Bases 1 to 1158 code for a protein of 385 amino acids. Gene Ontology annotation, molecular function: zinc ion binding; nucleic acid binding. The transcript has 3 exons. NCBI's taxonomy places the organism in Eukaryota, Fungi, Basidiomycota, Tremellomycetes, Filobasidiales, Filobasidiaceae. The record is from RefSeq and is a predicted model, not a curated record.